AUGUUGCCACCACGAGCACCUUCUGUUGGCCUUCAUCCGAAUGCAAAGUGGGCUGAAAAUGGUCUCACUGUAGCUGGAGGAAAUGGCAACGGCAGUGGAAUCAAUCAACUCAAUCAUCCACAGAGUUUAGAUGUUGACGAUGAUCAAACUAUUUAUAUCGCUGAUACACAUAAUCACCGUAUUGUGCAAUGGAAAUCUGGUGCGACAAGUGGCCAAAUCGUUGCAGGUGGAAAUGGACAAGGCAAUGGAGCUAAUCAGUUAAAUGAACCUCACGAUGUGAUUAUCGACAAAACAAAAGAUAGUCUCAUCAUCUGCGAUAGAAAUAAUAGAAGAGUAGUUCGAUGGCCUCGUCAAAGGGGUACUAGUGGAGAAACUAUCCUUUCUAACAUCGAUUGUCAAGGUUUGGCAUUAGAUGAAGAUGGAUUUCUCUUUGUUGUUGACAGUGAAAACAAUCAAGUGAAACGAUAUCGAAUUGGUGAUACUGAAGGAACAGUAGUUGCAGGUGGCAAAGGAGAAGGAAGUGGUCUCGAUCAACUCAUUAAGCCCACAUACGUAUUUGUCGAUCGAGCUCAUUCAGUGUAUGUGUCUGAUUGGGGAAAUGAUCGUGUGAUGAAAUGGGAAGCAGGUGCAAAACAAGGCACUAUUGUAGCUGGUGGUCAAGGAUCUGGAGAUGGUCUUGACCAACUGUUUUUUCCUCAUCAAGUUGUUGUCGAUCAAUUGGGCGCUCUGUACGUGGGUGAUUCAAGGAAUGAUCGAAUAGUGCGUUGGCUAAAAGGAGCCACACAAGGCAGUGUUAUUGCUGGUGGAACCAGAGGACCAGGGCCGAAUCAAUUAAGUUUUCCUCGUGGCUUCUCAUUCGAUCGAAAUGGUAACCUCUAUGUUGCUGAUUUAUGGAAUCAUCGAGUGCAAAAAUUUAAUAUCGAACAGACAACACUUUAA
Rotaria sp. Silwood1 is the source of this 939-nucleotide messenger RNA. The record is from the annotation of a GenBank genome assembly. Lineage: Eukaryota; Metazoa; Rotifera; Eurotatoria; Philodinida; Philodinidae.